Messenger RNA from Sphenostylis stenocarpa, 213 nucleotides. The record is from the annotation of a GenBank genome assembly. NCBI's taxonomy places the organism in Eukaryota, Viridiplantae, Streptophyta, Magnoliopsida, Fabales, Fabaceae.
AUGGACAAGGAAUCGAAAAUACAGAAACAUAAAACUGCUAAAUUUAAGAUGCAUCAAAAUAAAUUACCAAGGAAAAUACAGAAAGCGGUAAAUGUACUCAGUGAGCAAGGAAAUCCAGAUUGCCAGAAGCUUCAUGGUGUUCGUCGUUUCUCCGGUAGACUUUUCACUACUGAUUCUGUUCUCUGCCAAUUUCUGCCCCCCCUAAACACUUAA